Messenger RNA from Phragmites australis (common reed), 1138 nucleotides. RefSeq names its product vesicle transport v-SNARE 13-like. Gene Ontology annotation, molecular function: SNARE binding; SNAP receptor activity. The coding region runs from base 192 to 857 and encodes 221 amino acids. Gene Ontology annotation, biological process: vesicle-mediated transport; vesicle fusion; intracellular protein transport. Gene Ontology annotation, cellular component: SNARE complex; late endosome membrane; Golgi apparatus. Lineage: Eukaryota; Viridiplantae; Streptophyta; Magnoliopsida; Poales; Poaceae. The record is from RefSeq and is a predicted model, not a curated record. The transcript is spliced from 5 exons.
UAUUAUAGUGCAAACAGUACUCCUCUGCGUUAAUCCAUUACUAAUCCAGCCGAGUCCAGCCCGGUCGCGGAGGCGGCCCUUUCCCUUCCUGUUCCUUCGCCCCGACCCGUCUGAUCGCACCGAAGGAGAGAAGAUUCCGAGGGGUUUAUCCGGCCGGCGGCGACCGGGGUCGGGGUCGGGAUCGGAUCGCCAUGGGCGAGGUGUUCGAGGGCUACGAGCGCCAGUACUGCGAGGCCUCCGCCUUCCUCACCCGCAAAUGCACAGCCGCCGCCGCCCUUCAGGGAGACAAGCUGAAGCAGAAGGCGGCGGAGAUCAAAUCCGGCAUCGAUGGCGCCGAGGCGCUGAUAAAGAAGAUGGAUCUUGAAGCAAGGAAUCUCCAACCGAGCAUGAGAGCUGGGCUCCUAGCAAAGCUCAGGGAGUACAAGUCAGAUCUUAACAACCUCAAGGGAGCGCUGAAGAGGAUCACCACUGGUAAUGCCCAGCAAGGGGCGAGGGAGGAGUUGCUGGAGUCAGGAAUGGCAGAUACGUUGGGGGUUUCUGCUGAUCAAAGGUCAAGACUGCUCAGGACAACAGAAAGGCAGAACCAAACAACUGAUAGGCUCAGAGAUAGCCAUAGAACUAUGCUGGAGACUGAAGAUCUUGGGGUCUCCAUCUUGCAUGAUCUGCAUCAGCAGCGCCAAUCUCUCUUGCAUGCUCAUGAUACACUGCACAGUGUGGAUGACAAUAUUGGCAAGAGCAGAAGGAUCAUUGGAGGCAUGGUGAGGAGAAUGGAUAGAAACAAGUGGAUUAUCGGUCUCAUCAUAGCCCUCCUUUUGUUGGCAAUCCUUGUGACUCUGUAUUUCAAGUUUGUGUACUAGGGGGUUGCUUUGCAUUGGACAAUAGUUUUCCACUUCAACCAGGACGGAGGAAGGCAGCUGUGAAUUUUAGCUUCUACCUGCAUUUUUUUGUGCAUGUUUUUCUUUUCAAUUAUCCUUUUUUUUUGUUCAGAUCAUAUUUAUAUGGGCUGUGCUUGUAUGGUGAAUGUGUUGUGAGAAAACAAGGUUCCAGCGAUGGGAUAGAGUUUUGUUUACCUGAUUGGUUGUUUGAAAACUGGACGCGUAAGAAAUAAGCAGUUUUGCGCAUGUUGCGUUCAUUAUUA